Molecule: messenger RNA, 1678 nt
Organism: Temnothorax curvispinosus
Lineage: Eukaryota; Metazoa; Arthropoda; Insecta; Hymenoptera; Formicidae
Exons: 4
Coding region: 341-1678 (445 amino acids)
Biological process (GO): regulation of transcription by RNA polymerase II
Cellular component (GO): nucleus; transcription regulator complex
Molecular function (GO): DNA binding
Source: RefSeq, a predicted model, not a curated record
UGCAUAAAUAACGAAAAUUGCCAUGCGUAGCAUAAGACCGGCUGGACCAAUGAGCAUCGAACAUAAAGUCGUCAUAUUGAUUUACAGAGCAUAACAGAAGCAUAGACAGAACAUGUGCGUAGUAAACGAGAAAUUCCAUAAAAACGAAAUUUCAACCAAUCAAAUGCCAGUCAUGAGCCUCGAUCACCAAGGAUGCGUUCGAGAAACACGCUACUAGAGCUGAUAGUGCACUUUUCGAACAUACCCCAAGAUAGCAAACCUAUUAUUUUGAUGUGUAUCGAAUGUUGUGUUGUUCGUGUGAAUAUUGUUGUUUAUUACCGAGCAUAUAGCAAAUAAAAAUAUGAAGAAAGAUCAUGAUAAUUAUUAUGCGAAAAGAAGUGAAGAUGAAGAUGAAAAUUGCAAUAAUAAUAUACUUUACAAUAGAACUUCAAGAGAAGACGAUUCUCUGUUGGUGGAUGUUGUUAAAGGUUACCCCCAUCUGUAUGAUAAACAAUCAAGAGAUUUUAAAGAUAUAAAGAAAAAAAAUAAUUCAUGGGAAGAAAUAGGAGAAAUCUUAAACGCGACGGCUGCGGAUUGUCAGACAAAAUGGGCAAGACUACGCGAACGAUAUUCUCGUGAGAAAAAAUUACAAGAAAUGGAAACUAGAAGUGGUAGUGGACAUGUAACAAGAUCACAAUCUGCCUUAUAUGAGCAGAUGAGUUUUUUAUUUAAACAUGUCAAGAGUAGAAAAUCUAUAACAAAUAUAUCUCAUUCGACUACUAAACAAUCAAGUCCGAUCAGGAAGAGUGUAUUAACAGAAAAAUCGGGUUCCUCAAAUAGGUGUGUAUCAAGGAAUAUUGGAUCCACUCACAACAAGUAUGAUACAAUCAACAAAUCACCUGAAAACAUGUUGAAGACUGGAUUCACACCAGCAAUGGAAGUUUCUCGCAGUUCCUUAAUACAUUCCUGUUGUUCUGACUUUCUACCCCAUUCACAUAACAUUGAUAUUCCUGCUUCUCAGAAAAACAUAUGUAACCAACGUAAAACAUGCACUAUAAAUCCUAUAUCUGCAGAGGAAACAAGUACAGUUAAACAUUUAGAAUUGUAUUAUGAAAAUACUGUACAUGAAUCAAUAUUAGCACAUUUAACAUUUUCUUCUUCAGAAACAUCAUUAGACAGCAACAAUGAGUUUUCUGCACUGCGUAGCCCAGAUGAAUUAUAUAAUGACAAAGAAACAGUCUCUUUAGUAGAAUUUUCACAAACAUUAAAACAGAAAAAAGUUUUACCUGUCACAAAUUUAAAAAUAGUAUCACCUAAUAGAGAAAUAGUUUCACCGACCCAAUGUAAAAAUCGUAACACAUUAUCUUCAUCAUUGCUUGUUGACUCUCCUUCAAAGAUAGCGAACUCUGCAGCACUGUCUGUACACUCUUCCUUAUCAAAUAUACCGACAAAAUUAGCAAAGAAAGUUAAACGCAAAUCCACAGCAGAUGAUAAAAUAGAUGAUUCUUUUGUAAAAUUAACUUCAGCGGUAACAACUCAUUUCGAAAAAAAGAACCAAAAUACAAUACCUUCUGAAGUCUUACAAUUAGAUGAAGAAAACAUUUUUGGUAAAACUGUUGCAUGCCAAUUGAAAAAAAUCGCAGAACCUGAAAAAACUAAAAUAAAAGGGCAGAUAAUGAAAAUGCUAUAUAAUUUGUAA